Anguilla anguilla (European eel) is the source of this 2378-nucleotide messenger RNA. RefSeq names its product fatty acyl-CoA hydrolase precursor, medium chain-like. NCBI's taxonomy places the organism in Eukaryota, Metazoa, Chordata, Actinopteri, Anguilliformes, Anguillidae. The coding region runs from base 145 to 1824 and encodes 559 amino acids. The record is from RefSeq and is a predicted model, not a curated record. The transcript has 13 exons.
AAACAUGAAAAGCAUUAUUAUGAGACCAAUCUGCCUCUCAGGCGGACCGACUGCCACACCAUAUUGUAUAGCCACACUGGGAAAUACUGAACAUGAUUUUUUUGAUGUUUCGCAGAUAAAAAAAAAUAUCCAUCUGGCACCAAAAUGUCUGAUCAGUGCCCUUGGGUGUAUUUGUGUCUGCUGUGCUUUGGUUUCAGUGAGACGAUGGGGCAUGAAGAAAGCCCUCCGAGGCUUACCUCGAAAUAUGGCCAGCUUUUGGGGAGGCGGAUCCGGGUUAAAGACUCAACCCAGACAGUGUUGGCCUACUUGGGGAUCCCCUUUGCUGAGCCCCCUGUUGGAGUACUGAGAUUUUCAGCCCCUCUGCCCCCGACAAAGUGGCAGGGUCUGAGGGACGCCACGGUCUACCCUCCACUGUGCCUUCAGAACAUGAAUGACACCAGACAGAUGACGGACAUGUAUGCUGGUAGAUUCCCUCCUCUGAGGACCUCAGAAGAUUGCCUUUACCUGAAUGUGUACACCCCGGUCAGACCAGGGCAACCCAAGCACCUGCCGGUGAUGGUGUGGAUACACGGAGGAGGGUUUCUCAUGGGUGGGGCAGCGCUGUAUGACGGCUCCUCAUUGGCUGCUUUCGGUGACGUGGUGGUUGUCAUAAUCCAGUACCGUCUGGGCAUACCAGGCUUUCUGAGCAUGGGUGAUGGACAGACCCCUGAGAAUUUGGGGCUGCUGGAUCAGGUCUGUGCUUUGCGCUGGGUCCAGGACACCAUCCACAGCUUUGGGGGAGACCCUGGAUCCGUUACCAUCUUUGGGGAGUCGGCUGGAGGCACCAGUAUCUUUUUGCAUAUGCUGUCGCCUGUGUCCUCCGGACUCUUCCACAGGGCCAUCACUCAGAGUGGGGUAUCCCUGCUCCCUUUGUUUAUGCAAAGUGACACCAAAACAUCAGCCCUGCUAAUAGCCCAGAAAGCUGGCUGUGCCAGUGUUGACUCUGCUGAUAUCAUGCAAUGUUUCAAGAACAAAACCGCACAGGAAAUCGAAGCCAUCACUCCCAGACACGGGGACUUCGUGUUGAGCGUAUCUGCGGAUGGGGUGUUUUUACCCAAAAACACAGAAGAGCACAGAAAAAUGAUCUUCAGAAGUGUCCCGUGGAUUAUAGGGACAAACUCCCAUGAGUUUGGCUGGAUGCUCCCUAAUAUGAUUCUUUUUCCUGGGUGGGACCUUGGAAUGACUCGCCAGGUAAUGGCAAUGACCCUGGCGUUCAUGCUUCAGAAAGUGGCCUUUCCUGAAAAUGCCCAGAAGAUCAUUGAGGAUGAGUACUUUGGGGACACUGAGAAUCCUGCCAAAAUAAGAGACAUCUUCUUGGACCUGAUGGGAGAUUUUGCAUUCAUAAGCCCAGCUGUUCAAGCAGCAAGAAAACAUAGAGAUGCAGGCUCCCCGGUUUUCUUCUACGAGUUCCAGCAGCGCCCCUCCAUGUAUGGGCACAGCAGACCUGACUAUGUGAAAGCAGAUCACUUCGAUGAAGUUGGCUUCGUGCUUGGUGCCCCCUUCUGGACUGAAGAAAUAGUGAUGCUGGAUAACACUACUUGGGAGGAAAGGCAGCUGAGCAAGAUUAUGAUGAAAUACUGGAGCAACUUUGCCAAGACUGGGAAUCCCAAUGGACAGGAACUGCUCGAGUGGCCAGCAUUCACUACAGAUGAACAACACCUACUGCUCAAUUUAACUCGCAAGCUUGGAAACACAAAAGAGAAGAACAAAAUUGAAUUCUGGACUGAGUGUUUACCCAACAGGCUGAAAUCGGGAAGCGACAACAGCAGUCGCGAUGAGCUGUAAAACAGAAAUCACAUUAAACACAGGAGAUAUUUUCCUUUUUAGACAAAUAGUGGAAAACGGUAGUCCGAAUACCUUUUAAUAUUCAUAUACUGUAUGCAAUAUGUAUUAAAAACAUGCUAUUCUUAAAAGCCAAUGCUGUUCAUUUCUGUGCCAUUUUCAAUGUUUUCCCAUUAUGCUUUUAGGCAUUAGGCAUUUGAUGCACUGGCCACUGUUACUGGUUGAUGUUUGAGACUUGGAGUAAUUGUACUUCACUAGCUGUUUUUUUGUUUUUGUUUUCUAUUCAAUUUGGAAUCUUUUGACCACUAUGCUUCUUGCACACAUACAAGAAGCACUGCGGUUGCACUACUCUGAUUCUCUCAGCCAAGAUCCAGUGACCAUUUCGCAUCUUUCAGACUACAUGAUAUUUGCAGGAGAGAGCAUUCACCGGCCAGACGGAAGGUGUGUCCUACACUGGAUGACAACUGUUAGCCUGUGAAUGCUGUUAGGAGGUAAUGUCAGUUGAUUGGAUAUGGUAGCUUUGUGCCAAAACAUAUAAAAAAAUAUCAGAAUUUGGA